Effrenium voratum is the source of this 1137-nucleotide messenger RNA. NCBI's taxonomy places the organism in Eukaryota, Dinophyceae, Suessiales, Symbiodiniaceae. The record is from the annotation of a GenBank genome assembly.
AUGAGCCGCGCCGCGGUCUUCCGCGAGUGCGUGGCCGCCCUCGCGGACCCCAACGUGCUGGUGACCGUCUUCGCCGCCGUGGCCUUCUCCGUGCUGCGCAUCGCCUUCAUCCUCCACGCCUGCAGGAGCCUUGCGCUGCUCAUGAGCAUCGUCACGCCUGUGGAGGUCGAGCUGCGGCUCUUUGGGGAGGUGCACUUCGUGCCUCGUACUGCCUGGUCGCCCUUCUUCCUGAAAGGCGUCUUUUUCUAUGUCUUCGGAGUCUUUUGGGUCCUGGAGUUCCUUUCCUUCAGCAACAAGUACAUGACCUCCCAGGUCAUUUGUGCCAAUUAUUUCCACCUGAAGGCCCGCAAUGCACAGAUGCAGGAGAUCAACAGUGGGCGGCCUGCGCCCAUUCGAUUUGCCGUGUACUCCAUAUUCAGACGAUUUCAUCUGGGGAGCAUUGCCAAGGCUGCGCUGAUGUCUGCUCCCUGCCGGCUCCUGCGCAGCGUGAUCGGGCUGUUCGUGCCAGACAGGCCGAACCUCGACAAGUCCCUCAACCAGCAGUAUCGAAUCGCCUUCUACCUCUUCUGGCCCCUGAUCAAAAUCGACCUCCUCCUCCUGCGCUUCUACAAAGACAGCGUGAUAGUGAUGCUGGCGCUGAAGGGUUUCAAGUAUAUGGACUCUGCUCGCCGCACGGAGGGGCUACUCAACAGAUCCCGGGGGAAGAUUCCGCACUUGACCAAGUUCACGUCCAGGAUCGAAACAUUCCUCAAGAUGAGCGUUGGGCUGACGAGCAUGAUCUGGGCCUUCUUCUUGUUCCGCGAGCCGCGGCAUGGAGUCUAUCACCAAGUGGAGACGCUCACGGUGAAAGAUUCCGUGUCGCAUAUGUUCGUGACGCCGGAGCACUCACCACUGCUUGCAAUGCCGGUACUCUUUCUUUUCGGUUUGUGGGUAGGCGAUGGCAUGCUUCACCUGAUCACGAUGGCAUCCAAUGCUCUGACCAUUUGCUAUUGCAUCGACGUGGAGAUGGUGGGCGGCACUGAGACGGAUGCCCUGUACGCACCCCCGGCCCUGAAGCUGGUCUACCGGGAUUUGGGCGGCGGCGAGUCUGAACGGGAGCUGGCGGAGCUGAUGGCCAACAACGCGGUCAUGCAGUAG